Messenger RNA from Aplysia californica (California sea hare), 1783 nucleotides. RefSeq names its product serine/threonine-protein kinase Aurora-3-like. Gene Ontology annotation, molecular function: ATP binding; protein kinase activity. The transcript has a single exon. Gene Ontology annotation, biological process: protein phosphorylation. Lineage: Eukaryota; Metazoa; Mollusca; Gastropoda; Aplysiida; Aplysiidae. The record is from RefSeq and is a predicted model, not a curated record. Bases 770 to 1783 code for a protein of 337 amino acids.
AUGUAGCCGGUGUCUCUCAUCUUAAACGACAUGGUAAACUUUACAACAAAACAAAACAAACAACGCCCCUUGGACACUUAGGCACAAUAUUCUUGUAAAGAUGAAUAAUGCUUCUUAGUUGUUAAGCUGUGAGAAAUCUACACAACAUCAUUUUACUCACCAAAAGGGAAAACAAAUCAUUAAAAACAAACCCAUUUUCUUAAUGUCGCUAGUGUUGAAUGUUGUUUCAGUACACAGUUUUUGUGCGUGCAGACGGGUCAUCAGGCAAUGUUAGGAAUUUUUUAAAAUGUAGGCGUUUUAAUACAGCUGUGGACACAAUUAAAAUUCAUUAGGAGGCGGGCUUCUGACCCUGCCUACCAAGACGAAUCCGGGCUGAGAGGGAUACAACAUCCCAUCCCAGCAGAAAGACCGAGAUUCUCGAUAACUAUUCUCCUCUCUAGGGAAUUGAACUUGGAUAUCAUGUGUGGGAUAACUGCCCGGCUAACCGCUACACCAUAGACAUGUUAGGUAUUGACGUUAAGAAAUGUAGCUAGUUCAUAAAUUCGUAUCUACAUAGUAUUUAGAAGUAUUGAUGUGUCUUUCUGAUUUAUCAUGAAAUGCAAACAAAGGCCCUUACUCUUUUUUUAAAAUCUCGUCUAUUUUUUGUUUCAUUUACUCAGACAUUUUUUUUUCGUUCACCCAUUUCAUAUUUUAUCUUGUUACAACAAUUUUCUCAUUUUGCUUCCAAUCAUUUCUCUAAUCUUGAUUUCUCCUUUCUCUUCUAUUCCAGAUGGAACUUCUGGCCGACAGAGGCAACUGGGAGGUGAUCGUAGCGGGGAGAGUUCGACAACCGAAGGUGAAAAGGGUUCUGAAGAAGUUCUUGUUGUUUGAGGAUGACGACGAUACCUCGAGGAUGUGGAAACGGUCCUCCUUUGAACACGAGCUAUCCUUCUUGCAAUCCCUGGAGCACCAUAACAUCGUCAGGGUGUUGGCUGCUUUUCAGUGCCCGUCCUAUUUGGGCUUUGCGAUGGGGUAUCAUCCCACGGAUCUUUCCCAUGGACUGCUUGACGUGACCUACUUCGAGGCGGAAUCCUACACAAGUCAGCUCACGGACGUCAUGUGCUACUUGCACGGUCAGCGCAUCAUCCACGGAGAUCUCAAGCUAGGGAACGUUCUCCUAGACAGAGCCGGCAGGGUCAAACUCUGUGACUUCGGUCACUCUCAGGUCAUUCCCGAGGAUACAGACAAGCCCGACGGGUGGGGAGGCACCAACGGUUAUCAGCCACCAGAGUUAUACGACAGCCAAGUUCACAACGCCUUCAAGAUGGACAACUACUCCCUGGGCAUCUUGCUGUGGGCUUUGUUCUUCGGGACUGCUCCUCGCGACAACAUUGACUAUCUGAAAGAAGUGGACAACGGUUCGUUUCUCAAGCCACAACAUAAGCACUGUCUUCAGCGGCUUCUGGCUCUAUCCCCGACACACCGAGCAUACAUUUGGGAGAUUGCUAGGAUUCUCAAGGACGAGGACACAUCAGAACGUUAUGUGAGUAAGGGCUCUGUGUGUUCUCUGAGCUCCGAGAGUUCUUCGGACUCUGCUCAAGCGAAUCAGUCAUCUCCAGACAACGGUUCUUCUGUAACGGAACGUCCAGAGAGUGCGGCCGUGUGGAACCAGUUCCUUGCCCCACCACCCCCACACCCCCAGGCCACAUCCUGCUACCUUCUUCCUCAAACGGCAUAUCCUGACAGUGGAGACGUCCCAGCCAGCCUGGCUCCGACUUGGCCGCCUCUCCACCAAGACCUUUGA